CCGCCGUCUCCUGGUAUGAUGAGUUCCAGAGGCUCUACGACACCAUCCCUUGCGUGGAAGUGCAGGCCCUGAAGGAGCACAAUGACCAGGUUUUGCACCUCAGCUUCUCCCACUCUGGCUGUUUGUUUGCAUCAUGCUCCAAAGACUGUACCGUCAAGAUCUGGAGCAAUGAGUUGGACAUCUCUCUGCAGCACAGCUCCAACAUGAGACCGUACAACUGGAGCUACACACAGUUCUCCCAGUUCAACUCUGAUGACUCCCUCCUUCUGGUGUCGGGCGUCUUUGUGGGGCCUCACAACUCCUCGUCAGGAGAGAUUGCCGUAAUCAGCAUGGAGAACUUCACGCUGCUUUCCAGGGUGAGGAAUAAACCCUAUGAUGUGUUUGGCUGCUGGCUGAAUGAAACCAACUUGAUAUCUGGCAAUCUGCAUCGGAUUGGGCGUAUAACCUCCUGUUCUGUGCUGUGGCUGAACAACGCUUUCCAGGGCAUAGAGUCUGAGAACGUGAAUGUGGUGAAGAGGCUGUUCAAAAUCCAGAACCUGAAUGCCAGCACUAUCCGGACUGUGAUGGUGGCUGACUGCAGCCGGUACGAUUCCCCGGACCUGCUCCUGGACUACGAGGAGCAGCUGGCUGCUUCCUCCACCUCCACCUGCCCAGUCUUUGAUCUUGGCAGUGACAGCGAGGAAGAGGAGGCCAAGCCCAAGCAGACUCCAGAGCCAGCAGUACAGGAAUUGCCAGAUGAAGGGGGUGUGACGGCAGAGGACGGGCUGCAGCAGUUCUUUGAUGAUAUCAUGGAGGGCCGCGUGAGGCCUGCCAUGACCGACACAGAGUUGGAGACAAAAGUGGCUGAGCUGUUCGUACGGAACAGAACUAAACCGCCUGAGCUGAACCUGCUCCCCACAGACAGCAACAGCAAGACAAAAUACUUAAUCUUCACCACAGGAUGCCUCACCUACUCCCCGCACCAGAUAGGGAUUAAAAGGAUCCUGCCCCAUCAGAUGACGACUGCCGGGCCGGUGCUUGGGGAGGAGAGGCGCUCGGAUGAGUUCUUUGACUCGCUGGAUCACGUCAUUGACAUCCACGGGCACAUCAUCGGCAUGGGCCUCUCCCCGGACCACAGGUACCUGUACGUGAACAGCCGUGCAUGGCCUCGGGACUGCGUCAUUUCCGACCCCAUGCAGCCACCCCCCAUCGCCGAGGAGAUCGAUCUGCACGUGUUCGACCUGAAGACAAUGAAGGAAGUGAAGAGAGCCCUCCGCGCGCACCGCGCCUACACGCCCAACGAGGAGUGCUUCUUCAUCUUCCUGGAUGUCAGCAGGGACUUCGUGGCAAGCGGGGCAGAGGAUCGUCAUGGCUACAUCUGGGACCGGCACUAUAACAUCUGCCUGGCCAAACUGCAGCACGACAACGUGGUCAACUCGGUGGCGUUCAGCCCGGUGGAGCAGGAGCUGCUGCUGACAGCCAGCGACGACACCACCAUCAAGGUGUGGCGCUCCCCUCGCACCGUGCGCAUCCAGCAGGCCAAGAAGCCCAGGCCCAGGAAACUGCUCUUCUCCUGGCUCAUGAACCAGAAAAGCUGAACCCAGGCACACCUGCUCCUGCAGCUUCCUCACUGCAGCCACCUCCUCUGGAGCUUGCAGAGCUCUGAGCCCUGCACAACAGAGACGAGCUCUGGGCGCAUGAAUCCCAUCUGCCGAGUCAGGAGGGACCCUGCUAGCGGAAAUGGCUUCCUCCGUGGAGCAUCUGCUUCAAAGAUAAAACGUAAGAGCCGAGAGCCUGUUCCUGGGCCCGGCGGGCGGCAACCCGAGUUGGUCACACUGCAGGGUAGGCUCCCCACAGCUUCUCACCAAUGCUGCUACUUGGUCACAGCACUCUCUGGGUGAGCUUCGGCCUCCAAGAACAGACGGAGGCACGUCUCCAGUGUUUGUACUGUGUGAGCCUGGGACACGGCUGAGCUCCCCAAGAGCUACCGGCUGCAGAGCACUUGGCAGAAGCCACGGUGCUGUGCUGCCUUACUGCAG
Molecule: messenger RNA, 2018 nt
Organism: Pterocles gutturalis (yellow-throated sandgrouse)
Lineage: Eukaryota; Metazoa; Chordata; Aves; Pterocliformes; Pteroclidae
Gene: FBXW5
Product: F-box and WD repeat domain containing 5
Exons: 7
Biological process (GO): protein ubiquitination
Cellular component (GO): Cul4-RING E3 ubiquitin ligase complex; SCF ubiquitin ligase complex
Molecular function (GO): protein binding
Source: RefSeq, a predicted model, not a curated record